Molecule: messenger RNA, 4539 nt
Organism: Uranotaenia lowii
Lineage: Eukaryota; Metazoa; Arthropoda; Insecta; Diptera; Culicidae
Product: leucine-rich repeat-containing protein 49-like
Exons: 2
Coding region: 488-4081 (1197 amino acids)
Molecular function (GO): protein binding
Source: RefSeq, a predicted model, not a curated record
GAACGGUGCACGCGAGAAACGGUGUGGUCUGAAAAGUUUUUUCCCAAUUUUCAUUCAACUGCAAAAAGAAGAGCAAUGUUGGUGGAACAAAUAAAAACGCCUGGAAAUAGGCCUCAUUUGAAGUUGCAAAACUAGGGCAUGCUAAAGGGCACUGGCUGUUUGAAAAAAAAGUUUUUGGAUAACACUUUGGACGGAAGUGACCACGUGUUGCGAAGAUGUGAUAGAAAACUGCACUUGUGAAUUAGAAGAAAACUUUCGACAGUUAUGAAAUUCGAUUGAUUCCAGUUGGGUACCUUCUAAGCAACGAAUUCGCGAAAUGGUCUUCCAUCGAAAAAGAGUGUAUGAGUGUGCAGAAUUUAUUCGUGAGAACGUGCCCAAAUAUAACGAACACUAAAAAAGGAUACUGUUUCGGGGAUAACAACAGCGACACACUAUAGUAACAUAUCGCGACAUUAACAUAAUAAACCGAUAAGUGCAAUAUAUUCAAAUGAGUACAACGAAAACCCGCGGAAAAUCAGCAAUUCACAUCAAUGAAAGUAUAAUUAGUUCCAAUUCCAGCAAUACGCAAAACACAUUGCUCAAAAUUGAAUCCGUCGUGCCAAAGCUUACUAGCCGUGUCAAUAAUGCAGCAGGAUUAAGUCAUUCGAAUAGGCUUAAAACAUUUCACCGUUCGCACAGUACGCUAAGCUCAUCAUACUUGAAAAAAAUCAGCGACAAGAAGAUCGUAGCCCCAAAAGAAGCCAUCGUUACAGAGCGUGAACACCGAAACACUAACAAUAAUGAACCCCAACCGGAUGGAUGUGUUUUUGUUCAAAAUGGGUCCACAAUUGUAAAGAGAUCGGAUAAGGAUCGCGAAAAACACCCCGAUAGAAUCAAUCUUGAUCGAAAAGGACUAGGUGCUAUACCGAUUAUUGAUGAUGAACCAAAUUUGCGUUUAUUAUCACUCCAACACAAUCUCAUCAAUGUGUUCAGCAUUCCAACGGAGACGGAUUCAAACAACAAUGAAGCGAAACAAACGGCGAUCCCGCAAACCACCCAAGUUUCCGGAAAAGCUCCCGUCUCCGGAACAACGCACAAUAAUCCCGCAAUCCCAAGCAAUGCAACCGCUAGAGAUACUUCAAUAUCCAACUCAUCCAACGGUCCAACAGCAAUGCCGACAACCACUGCUAAUCAUCAAUCACAUACCGCCAGCCGGACCGCCAAACAGUUUCUGAGGCAAAAAUCUACAUCUCGUAAUCAACUGUACGUCAACAACAAUUACAUGACCGGAAAAACAACCUUAGCAUCCAAACCCCUAAACGGAUUUGUCAAUGGGCAAUCUCCAACAAGUGCCACAAGCCCAACAAACGCGUUCCUCCAAAAGCCUUCUUCAAUAUUGUUAAAUGCUCAACACCGUAACCUGUUAAAGAAAUCCAACAGCUUCAUCAGUAACGCCACUCUCUUCCCAACCCCACCAUCGUACCAACAAACUGCUAGUAGCAUAGCCAAAUUGAAAAACAAACUACUCCUAACACCCUCUUUCAGCAUCGACAGCUUGAACAGCUUAAACGAAACUAACAUCGUGGAAUCGCCUAGUUAUAAUAAUAGCGGAAAAACUACACCAACUUGUACGGCACCAACAAACGGGACCAGCUACACGCAUCCUCAAAACCAUAUUUCGCCUAUUCUUUCAGCGGCCGAACCACGUUACAAUCUGCAAAAUCUCGUAUUCCUGGACCUUUACGAUAAUCAGAUCGAAAAAAUAUCCUGCCUUGAUGGUCUUAAAUGCAUAACGGUGCUAUUACUCGGUAAAAACCGAAUUUCCGACAUCAGUGGUUUGACGUCUCUUCGACAAACGCUUCGGGUGCUGGAUCUUCAUGGUAAUAAAAUAAGCAACAUUUCAGCAAAGAUCAAUCAGCUUCAAGAGCUCAAAUCUCUAAAUUUAGCUGGUAAUCAACUACGUCAAAUCCAUGCUCAAGAUUUCAGUGGAUUAGUAAAUCUAAAAGAACUAAAUCUAAAGCGAAAUCGACUGAAAAAGAUUCAUGGAUUUGACGAUCUGCGAAGUCUCGAACGACUGUGGCUGUGCCAUAACGAUCUCCAGUGCGUUGAAGACAUGUCGGCCAUCGCCAAGGCGAUCAACCUUAAAGAGGUGACUAUCGAAAACAACCCCGUUUCGCUGGCCGGAGACUGCGUCUCUUUCCUGGUGAGUUAUCUGCCCGGUUUGGUUUCUCUCAGCCAAAUGCAGAUCACCGAGCAGGUUCGACGAGCAGCCUCCGCAUGGCGAAAGAAUAAAGAACUAUCUGACUUGAACUACACCAACCUUACCACGGAUGUCUGUCACAAUAUACGGCGGGAAGAAAUAAUAUCCAACGCCCGAACCAAUUGGGAACUGCUCAGAUCCCAACAGUCUGCUGCUUGCCGCAAUGUUCAACGAACAGCCAACGGAGCCCAUGCCUCCAUAAGAAAAGAAGUAGAAGUAGAAAUACCCGCUAGUACCCCGGAUUCUGCUAAAGAAAUCAAACUAAAGAAGACAAGCAACAUCACCGGAACAAACACUAACAACAUCAACAGAUCGAGGACCCCCAAAAGACAGCCAGCUAAAAAGAUCACCAGAUCAUCGUCUCAAGACAACUCUGGAUCGCAGGUUUCCGAGCAGGACGCUGAGGAGUACUUUCGAUUGCCACCUAUCCUAGCACCUUUUCUGGAACAGAAUGCACCGGCAGAAUCCGCAGCCGAGAAAGUAGAAUCUUCCGAAUCAAGCGCACACCAUGCAGACUCAAGCGUUUCAAGCGCACUCAGCACCGAUGACGAGGAAGCUCAAGCGAAACUUGACGCAAAAACAUCUACUCCAACUACGCCCGAAACAAAAGACACGCCCGAAGAGCCACAAAGCGAUCAAGAACAGAUCGCACCCUCCUGCCUAACGGACGAAUCAAACAACGAUAAACUAUCAACGCUUUCCACCUUAUCAUCAAAAACAGCGUCCGACUCUGCAGGAACGGUAUCGUCGGCCUCUGACUUUGAUCAAUCACGGCACAGUGGCAGUCAUGCGCCAAAGCCGAAAGUAGGAGUUCCCACCAAACGGUAUGGUGUAGGAACGCUCUCCAGAACCAAUACUGCCCGCAGCAACGCAGCUGUAAUCAACAAUGUAUGCAAUCUAGCCAACACGUCCAAUUUGGCCACCCAAAGUAUUCCAAAUUCAAACUCUUCUAACAAUGUAACCUCCAAUGUUCUCAAUCCGAGCACUUGUGUAGCUCCUACCAAAGUAAAGGUCACCGAAAGAGAACGGGAACAAGGUGGCGACUAUCUGAUCGAAAUAUGCGGUCGAUACCUCAAUGUUUACGGGCUCGGUGCACUCAAAUUCAUCGAUAAACAGUGGAACAUGACCAAGGCUGGCGAUGUCAACACCGUCAAGUUCAGUUACAUCAACUUCAACAACAUCACAGCGAUUCUUUGUCGAAUAAAGAUCCGUUUCGUGAAUGCUGAGAACUUUAUCUUCAAAGAAACGAACAUCACCUGUCUGGGUCAGAUCAACGCACUUGCAGAGAGUCAAGGGAUAGCUUCGUUGACGAUUGAUCCCGAAGGCAAUCCGAUCGCCAGCAAAUCAUGGCGAAACUAUGCCAUCUACCGACUUUCCCACUGGGGAUUGAAGCACAUCAAUGGGAUAGAAAUAACCGAGGAUGAAAUUCACAUGGCAGAGCACACGUACAGUGGCCUCUCGGAUUUGGUGCUGUGGUCGUUGCCGGAGAUAUUGCUACAGCCGCUUCUACAGCGAUUGCGUCUGGAAGAGACAGUACAUGCUUCAAAAAUGACUGCCAAAGAGUGGUUAAUGCAGGCAGACAGCUCCCUUAAAAAUGUAGUCGGCAAGGAGGCUUUACAGUGGAAGAAACACAGUGUGACGCAGGACGAUAUCGCUAUGCGCGGCAAAGGGAAGGUUUACUUUGCCCGGAUGCUUGAUAACACCUGCAACGCAGUAGAUAAACUACAACAGCUGGACAGUAUGUGGCCUGCAUUACUGGUGGAGAUGGUGCGAAACACCUUGAUCGACUACUCGCAGAUCGAUGUGUAUGUGCGAAACCUCAUGAUGGAACUGCUUAAAUGAUAUACUGCCGGAGUCGUUUCCCUGUCCAGAGCAACUGCCAUCGCCAAUCGAAAGCAACUUAUAACCAGAAAAACACAUCAGCGGGGAGAUAAAAAAUAAAAAUGUUUCCAUCUGCACAGAUCUGUGUUCAACAAAAACGCACCCAGAAAAAAAACGACUCCUGGCAUAAAAAAUUCAUCAAAAAAUACAAACAUGACGACGAUGUAUUCUUUAAAGUAGAGCAGCCGAAACAAAAUUAAAAUCUCUCCUAGAUAUUAUGUAUAACGUCUCACUCGAGAUCACCGAAAUGUGAGCUCGUCGAAAAUACACCGCAUAAAUUUCUCAAAAACAACAUUGUAAAACCGGCGUGACACGAGUAAUUGUUAAAAUUGAAUCUAGAAAGCUCACCACGAGUCAAGGUAGUGUUUUUUAUGUUAACAAUCAACACUUAGCAAUGCUACUUUUGUCUAUGAAAAAGA